AGCCAUAAUUAACCAGGCUCUUUAAUUACCUAAAAUAAGAUCAUAGAAAUGCAAUUGACUAGUAUACUUACUUUAUGUGUAUAUAUUUACAGGUAGAUAGUCCACAUGGUUGCUUCUUGCCAUUUUUACUUGUUUCCCAUGUCUUCUGGAAUCAAAUUGCAGCAAAACUUUAUUGCUAAAGCAAAUCACUGGGUUAGAGGAGAGGGCUAAGAAAUUACAAGUUCUGAAUUUGAAGCUCUUUCAUCCCUGUGCUUUACCCUUGAGAGAGUGAAUCUCCAAAACCUGACCCAUUUAGUUAAAAACAGCUUUCGGUGCAAGUUGGUACUAGUUUGCAAUUAACAAACAUCUUGUGCCCAAACAUAUUCUAGCUAAAUAUUCUGGCUUUACCGACCUGCAGCUUACCAUCCAAAGUUGAAGGGGGAAGGAAAGCCACCUGACAGAUCCUCAUCUUCCUAGAGGUUGCAGAAUCUGUAGAAAGUCACCAAAGUCAUCACAGGCAGUUCUCCUGAAAAACAUCAAUCUGAGAUGAUUUUCAGGAGAGCAGCUUGUAUGUUCCUGGGCUGUCUUGGAAUAGCUCAGCAAACCAGAAAAACUGUCACUGCACCUGCUGAGGGUUCUGAAUCACCGUCUUCUUCUUUGUCAUCAUCAGAUCAAUUUGCUGGCAUAUCAAGGAUCAGACUGAGUGAUGGGAGGCACCUGGCUUACAGAGAGAGGGGAGUUCCCAAGAACAAAUCUAACUACAAAGUCAUUAUAGUUCAUGGAUUUGGAAGCUCUAAAGAAAUGAACUUUUUGGCAUCCCAGGACCUAAUGGAAGAGCUCGGGAUAUAUCUUCUAUUUUAUGACCGAGCUGGGUAUGGAGAAAGUGAUCCAAAUUCAAGCCGUUCACUGAAAACUGAAGCAUCUGACAUUGAAGAACUUGCUGAUCAGCUGCAAUUAGGAUCCAGGUUCUAUAUAAUUGGAGUCUCACUUGGAUCUUACCCCACAUGGAGUUGCCUCAAAAGGAUACCAGACAGGCUAGCAGGGGUGGCGCUCGUGGUUCCAAUGAUUAGUUACAAUUGGCCUUCUCUUCCUUAUGAUCUGAUAAAGGACGACUACAGGAAGAAUCUAUCACAGUGGACACUUCGAGUUGCACGGUACACACCUGGACUACUGUACUGGUGGUUCACUCAGAAAAUUUUCCCCUCUUCUUCUGUCAUCGAAAGAAACCCAAAAUUCUUUAGCAACAAAGACAUGGAGGUCUUGAAGAAUAGCCCAGCAUAUCAAUUGUUCAAUCAGAAUAAGUUGACGCAGCCUGGUGUUUUUGACUCCCUCCGCCAUGAUUUUAUUGUGGCUUUUAGCAAGUGGGACUUUGAUCCACUGAACUUAAAAAAUCCAUACACUAAAAACGAAAGCUCUGUUCACAUCUGGCAAGGUUAUGAAGACAAGGUUGUGCCUGUUCAAUUACAAAGACACAUCUCAAGAAAGUUACCCUGGAUUCGGUAUCAUGAAGUUCCAGAUGGUGGACAUUUACUUGUGUAUGACAGGGCUACAUGCGAAGCCAUUUUAAAGUCUCUGUUGCUUGGAGAAGACCCCCCACUCUACCGACCUAAAGUGACCGAUUAAUUGUUCAUGUCCUUAUCAUCAGAAUGGUGAUACUGUCAUUGAAUUGUUUGUAUAGAAUGACCAAGCAUGUGCUACAUUUCUUUCAAGAAAGUUCCCAAGCGUGUAUUUUUCUGUAUUUGGAUGUUGCAUUAUAAAUUUGACAAUCCGCCAAA
Diospyros lotus (date-plum) is the source of this 1754-nucleotide messenger RNA. RefSeq lists its product as uncharacterized. Lineage: Eukaryota; Viridiplantae; Streptophyta; Magnoliopsida; Ericales; Ebenaceae. The record is from RefSeq and is a predicted model, not a curated record. The coding region runs from base 526 to 1602 and encodes 358 amino acids. The transcript has 5 exons.